AGGAUGGCGUCUGUAUUUUCACAGCAUGUACCUUUUGUAUCCUGAUAUGUUUCCAAAGAAUAUGUCAGUAGAACUGGAAGUGGAACAUGUCAAAAUUGGCAUGAUUCAAGACGACUUGUACUAUCUUGAACCAAGCAGAUGGUUUGUAGCGAUACAAUCUAACGAAGUUAGGGAAUAUGAUAUCAAAGUCCCUUGGUGGUCGGUCUCUAGAACUGACUUCAUGCCUCACUGGUACGUAGUGUCUGAAAUUGACUUUGUUGAGCCACGUCUAGUGAACACCACAAAUAGUCUAGGUUUGGAAUAUGUAGAACCUAUUGAUGACGUUAGACAGUGGAAGAGGUUCGCCUCAGACAAAUAUAACCCAUACACAGCACAGGAAAGACUGCGAAGAUACAGAGUGGAAGACAAGGGAAAGAUAGCGAAGCUUGUCAUACAAACACCUUUAGAAGUUGUGAUCAGUGAAGAUGAAACCAUUGUCAAUGUGGACAGCAUACUAAACAUGACAAUAGCUGACACCUUGCAACUGAAGAACAUUAUUAUCCUAAAUACAACAAAUACGCUCGUCGUUCCAGAAUCUUACACAUUGCGAAUAGAUGCGGAAAACAGUAUCAUUUAUCUAAAUGGCAAGGAUUUAGAUGGAAUAUUUUAUGCGCAGUCACUUCAGAGUAUACAUGAUGGUUAUAAUAGAAGAGAUAUCCCAGAAAUUACUAUUUGUGAUGAACCAAGAUUUCACUACAGGGGAAUGCACAUCGACGUAUCUCGCAAUUUUCACCCUUUAUCCGAUGUCAAGAGGCUUAUCAGAGCAACGACAAUGUAUAAAAUGAACAAAUUACACAUACAUCUAUCCAACGAUGAAGGAUGGAGGCUAGAAAUACCCGGCCUACCCGAGCUAACAGAGAUUGGAGGUCAAAGAUGUCAUAAUCCUUAUCAGAGAACAUGUAUAAUACCCCAGUUUGGAUCUGGCCCAUUUAAUUCAACAUCCGGGUCAGGAUUCUUUUCAACAGAGGACUACAAAGAACCAUUGAGAUUUGCAAAUGAACAUCAUGUCCAAGUUAUUCCAGAAAAUAACAUUACAGGUAUAAAAGUGUAUUUUGUUCACAAAGUGGCAAAGUUAGUAGCAGAAAGAAAUUUGAGCCUUGCUGGAUGGGAAGAUGGAUUUGCAGAUGGUCAUCAUGAUCCUAUAAGACCUGGUGACAUUGACACCAACAAUAAUUAUGCGAUAACUAGGAAUAAUAUUUGGGAAUGGAGAGGUGGAGAACAGGUAUAUAAACUGGCAAAUGCCGGAUAUAAGGUGAUUUUAGCACAGGCAACAAAUGUAUAUUUUGACCAACCCCAAGAGCCAGAUCCUGAGGAGCGUGUAUUAUACUUGGCCACGAGGUGUACAGACACCUUUAAAGUUUUAAAAUUUAUACCGGACUCUUUAUAUGAUAACAUAUUUGAAGAAAGAAAUGGAAAAACAACUAAGCGUGACAUAUGUGGCGAGAAUUCGGAGAACUGUGAGUCGCUGAACAGAAAAGAAAAUGUUGUUGGCAUACAAGGGCAGUUGUGGAGUGAGACUGUACGGACAGGGGGAAACGUAGAUUAUAUGAUUUUUCCUCGAUUAGUUGCGCUUGCGAGAGCUUGGCAUAAGGCAGAUUUUGAGGAAGAAUCCAUAUCAGAUGAUGAAAGGGAAGGUAGAUUUAGUCGUGAAUGGGAGGAUUUCUCCAAUACCUUUGGAUAUAAAGAGUUGCAACGGUUAGAUGAUUUGGGCAUAAAAUAUAGAGUACCGCCUCCCGGUGCAAGAGUAAUUGAAAAUGGAAAGGUGGAGGUAUCGGCAACAUUUCCUGGGCUUGGGGUACAAUACAGCAGCGACAAUGGAAAAUCCUGGUCUGGAGUGCGACAAUGGAAAAUCCUGAGGGAUGAAAAUGACCAGUGUUACUUUAUUUGCAGGUCAGCCGAUACCAAGAGAUACAGCAGAGCUGUACAAGUGUUCAAGUAUGAACCAUUGGAUUGGUCAAAUCAGUCAGUGAUAGAUUACAUUGCGGACAAUGUCAAGGUAAACGUAGAUGUUAUUGAUAAUCUAGAGAAAGAAGGUAACUACAUGCGGAUACAAUUACGGCUUCGAAAUAAUGGAGACAUGGAUAUUCCAAGAGGAACGUGGCGGAUAUAUUUCUACAGAACGGAUUUAAUGCCUUUAUAUGGAGGGAAGGUCGAAUGUUUGCAGUGUGGACUGAGACUGGAACAUGAAAAUGGAGCACUGUAUUAUUUCACACCUGACGUAGAGGUAUUUCUUGGAAUAGCCGCAGGAGAAACUCUAACUUGCCAGUACCAUAAUAAAUACUGGAUGGUAUCGCGCACAGACAAUAUGCCGAAUUGGUAUGUAACUUCAACAGGAAUGAAAGCAAAAGUAAUCAAAAGCACGGAAAGUGAAAACCUAGAUUAUGUUGGAGAGUUUGAUACUCCUGCUAAAUGGAAAAGGACGAAAGAAGACCAGUAUGAUCCGUACUCGCCUGCAACCAGAUACGAUCUUUAUAAAACUUCAAACCCUGCAAAACCAUCCUAUAAAAUUGUGCCAACGCCAAUGGAAGAAGCGCGAAAUGAAGAUUCAAUGAUGUCUUUCAUUCCAGAAGACUGGAAAGUAGUGCAGUCUACCGAUUUCCCAUUUGAAGCGAACUAUUUAUCAGACAAGCUCAACACACCCACUGGAACAGCUUCGCAAAGUAAAAUUGUCACGUUUGUCAAAGAAAAUCCGAGCAAACCCGGCCCGAAAGCGUAUGAUUUAAGCAUUGAUGUACAUAAAAGUAAAGUGACAAUUAUAGCCAACAGCUCAAAUGGUGCUUUCUAUGGAGCCCAGUCGUUCAUAAGUCUUGUUGAAGGUGGCAACGGCAAUUUUAUAGAGAUGAACAUAAAAGAUACACCCAGAUAUAGUUACAGGGGCAUUAUGCUAGAUACUUUACGAAAUUUCAAGCAAAAGGAAUGGGUAUUGAACUAUUUGGAUGUCAUGUCAAUGUACAAGCUGAACAAACUUCAUUUCCAUCUGACGGAUGACGAAGGAUGGAGAGUUGAAAUACCGACUAUACCAGAAUUAACACAGAUUGCCAGCAAAAGAUGUUACAGUGAUUAUAAAGGAAUUUGCACAGUUCCACAACUUGGAUCUGGACCGAAUACAGACAGCUCCGGGUCCGGAUACUAUACCACUCAUGACUACAGAGAAAUACUUAAAUACGCAAAUGAUAGACAUAUCGAAGUUAUACCAGAAAUUGAGACACCAGGUCACGCGGCAGCUGCAAUCACUGCAAUGGAACAUAGAGAAUCUGAAAUUACGAAAAUAAAGCAACAUGGAAGAGAGAAACAUCCAGAAAGUUACGUUCUCAGUAAACAUUGUGACAGAAAUGAAAUAUUCAGUUCCCAGAAAUGGACAAGAAAUGCAAUGGAUCCUUGUUUGAACACAACAUACAAAUUUGUAGAGUCUGUAAUUGACAGUUUGAUAGAUCUUCAUCAGCCAGUCAAGCCUCUAAAAGUGGUUCAUCUCGGAGGUGAUGAAGUUCCUUCCGGUGUUUGGGAUGACUCUAAAGCUUGUUUAGAUAUGCUUGCACCAGGGCAACAAAUAGACACUCAUCAGUUGAAAAGAAUGUUUUCAAAGCGUGUCGCUGACAUCGUUGGCGCGAAAGGGUUGAAACUUGCCACGUGGGAUGAUGCCAUAUAUGCCGACAAUAAGCCGAAUCCCAUCACAGACUAUGAAUCAGAAGUCUAUGUCUAUACAUGGAAUAACCGUGGAGAAAAUGCUAAACGGUCACCCGAAUUCGCAAAUGCAUGCUACAAGGUUGUUUUACCGUUAGAUACCCAUUUGUUCUUCGACCAGCCUCAGGAACCCGACCCAGAAGAGAGAGGUCUCUACUGGGCCACACGGUUUACAGACACAGAAAAAGUAUUUGGUUUAAGGCAAGAUGACAUAUAUGCCAACAUAGACGUUGAUCGAUUAGGAAAUAAAAUUGACGUGAACAGUUUAUGUGGAAAUAAAGAAUGUCCAGCGGUAAAUAAAACUGAAAAUAUUCUUGGUAUUCAAGCCUGCAUGUUCUCAGACACAAUGCGAACUAAAGAGCAGUUUCAUUAUAUGGCUUUUUCAAGAUUGCUCGCCCUGGCGGAACGUGCCUGGCAUAAAGCACCAUGGGAAGACAAUGCAGAUACUGACAAAAGAAAUGCUGAGCAUGCAAGAGAUUGGAAAGAAUUCUCGGAUAAUCUAGGAUACAAAGAGAUUUCGAGGCUAGACAAAUAUACUGCUUAUUACCGAACACCACCACCAGGUGCAAGAGUCGAAGAUGAGAUUCUCAAAGUGAAUACAAAAUAUGCCAAUCUUCUGGUUGAAAUUAGCAGGGACGACGGAAACACGUGGAAAGUUUACGAAGAACCUAAUCUAAAUCCCGGAUCACACAAACUACUACUGUGUGCAAAAUCAAAAACGUCAGACGUUACUAGCAGACAUACCGAGAUUUCAACGACAAUCGUUUCUGGUGUAGCUGGGCUUUCUAGUUAUUUAUGUCUUAUUGCAUUAACAGCAUUAUUUUACUUCAUGCAUUGAAAUAACAUUUCAUAACUGAUCCAUGUGGCGUAUCUACUUUUUGUGUGUAUAAAAUCAGAGACUAAAAGACAUUUAUAAUAUGUUGCAUAUAAUCACAAUUUAAUUUAAACCGAUGAAAAAUCAAAUCAUUUUCAAGGUUUUAUGAUAGCGGCUGUUAUAUGUUAAAUUGCAUUUAAAUGCAUCUAUCACUUUGUUGUUGGUUUUUCUUUCAGACAUUUUCAAAAUGUGUCUGUUUCUUUUAAAAUAUGUAAUAUGGUUGUAAAUUGUAGAGUUUCAGUGCAAUUCGGUCAUACGGUUUGCACAGUGUACAAGCAUUUUAUUUUUUUUUAACUUUUUUUGUUGCAGAAUAAAUAUGAUCCAGUACUGAAUUAAACCUUAGUAUGGUUUUGUCAUGUUAUCCGCUGACAAAAUAUUGCAUUUAAAUAUAUAAAGGAUCAAUCGUUGUUUUUUUCUCAACUUAUAACAUCGUCAAAAAUACCUUAAACCAUAAUUUAACACAUCAAAUGAAACAUUACGUAAUAUCAUCAAAGUUAACGUCUUAAGAUGGAAUACGCCUGAGCUGAGGUUACAUGGUAUUGUUUCGACAUUUCAUUUAAUAAAGAAUUCAGCACAUUGCCGAUAUAAUGCAUGUUUUAAUUUACUGUUAUUUCUAAACAUUUCAAAUAAUCCUAUUGACGUUGGUUUGUGAUGAAACGUCUGUCAGAAUGUUUUCAUAUUCAACAAGUAUCGAGUUGCUUAUUAUCCAUCAUAUUUUUAUAUAAAACGUUCUUUAAAGUGGUGAAAAAUUUGGGGACGAUAGUGUUUACGUAUAAGUCCAUAUUUAAGUUAAAAUGACGUCAUGACGAAAUAUGUAGAAACCCAUAGGUCGUUCAACACAAAGAAAAUGAAGAUGUUGUAGGCUCGAUCGGAUUGAGCUUGCUAAUGGACACCAGAGUCACGCCCUCUCGCGUCGGGUUGACCAAAGUUCAAACGUAACGCGUUACAGCUUAGUACCACAAUACAACUUAGAGACAUCCGCAGAUGUAUGAAUAUGGCGGGGCAUAUUGACCCUUCGAUGAUACACUAGAGUGCAAUUCCAUGAAAAGCGGUGUAUGGUCACAAAAGAACUUAAUAAACGGGCUCUAAAUAUGAAAACAAUGGUUUAGAACUAAACAAAAUUUAGAGAGGAGAUUGAAGUCUAAGUAUAGUACUUUCGAAUUCUCAGUCAUUAAAGGUUCAACAUAGUCCCGAAACGAGAUCGUUUUUGUUUCAAAAUAGGUCUAAAGAACUUUUAUUCAAAUUUCGAAUAUGGGGCAAAAUGGUUUCAAUAUAAAACGUAGGAAACGGACAAUAUAAAAAUUUGCUUAAAAUAUACUUGUUUUGAAAUUUAAAAAUUUAUACGUGUUACAACUUAGUAUUUAGUCCUUGUUCCACUUUCCGCCUACACCACUCAUCCCCCCUUUUUUCUACCCCUACCCCUUCCUUCUCCCCCUUUUUGCAUAAAAUUAAAAUGUAUUUGUUGGAUAUUUGA
Molecule: messenger RNA, 6068 nt
Organism: Mercenaria mercenaria
Lineage: Eukaryota; Metazoa; Mollusca; Bivalvia; Venerida; Veneridae
Product: beta-hexosaminidase-like
Biological process (GO): glycosaminoglycan metabolic process; carbohydrate metabolic process; ganglioside catabolic process
Cellular component (GO): membrane
Molecular function (GO): polysaccharide binding; beta-N-acetylhexosaminidase activity
Source: RefSeq, a predicted model, not a curated record